AUGACCGCCUCGACCGACCCGGCCGAGCCCUCCUUGCCCCCUCCGACGACUGACGACGGCAACAACAGCACCGCUUCGCUCACCGCCCUCGAGGCCGCCUCGGUGCUCCAGAGCCUGCGCGACACCCAGCCCGCGCCCCAUCUCGAGCAGCCCCUCGGCAUCGCCCUCGAUCUUGAUCGCGACCUCCAGCACCUCGCCUCGUACCCGGCCUCGCACUACUGGGAUGCGUCGGCCAUGGCACCGCUCAAUCCAACUUCGGCGGCCGCCAUCGCCCGCUUGCGCGCCUACAGGCCCCCGCCCUUCCCGACUUGGGACCGCCUGCCCGUAAGCCGCCGCGCCGCCGUGCUCGUGUUGCUGUUUGCGGACCGACGCGGCGACCUGCGUGUCGUCAUCACCAUGCGAGCGGCGAGCCUGCGGAGCUUCUCUGGCCAUGCAGCGUUCCCAGGAGGCAAGGCGGACUCGUUGACUGAAACACCGUACCAGAUAGCGCGGCGCGAGGCGUGGGAGGAGAUCGGGCUGCCGAUGGACGACGCCAAGAUCCCGCGGCCCUUCCGGAUCGAGCCGCUGUGCUGCCUGCCGUGCAGCCUGGCCAAGACGGAGCUGGCGGUGCGGCCGUGCGUCGCGUUCCUGCACGCCGACGACGUGCCGGGCCGGCCGGCCGCCCUGGUCGACGAGAGCAUGAUACCGCGCCUGGACGCCAAGGAGGUGGCCGCCGUCUUCUCGGGGCCACUGCACAACUUCCUGCGCGCCGAGGACGAGCCGACCGCGGGCGAGACGCCCCCCGACGGCGACUGGUACGACGGCCGGUGGGCCGAGUGGCACGACGAGCCGUGGCGGGUGCACAACUUCUGGGUGCCCGUCAACAACCAGCGCGUGACCAAGCCCAAGGUCAGGGACGGCGGGCAGGCGGCCCUCGCCGACGAGCUCGAGGCCGAGGAGGACACGACCCAGCGCUUCCUGGUCUGGGGUCUGACGGGGCGGAUGCUGGUGGACACGGCACGCAUCGCCUACGGGGAGGAGCCCGAUUUCGAACACAACCCGCACUACGGCGACGAGAAGAUAAUAGCCCGGCUGGAGAGCCAGGGGCGGCUGCCCGAGAAGAAGAGGAGGGAGGUCGGCCUCGAUGCGGUCAAGGACGAAGUCAAGGAUGCCAAGAUGUAG
Molecule: messenger RNA, 1161 nt
Organism: Neoarthrinium moseri
Lineage: Eukaryota; Fungi; Ascomycota; Sordariomycetes; Amphisphaeriales; Apiosporaceae
Exons: 4
Coding region: 1-1161 (386 amino acids)
Biological process (GO): coenzyme A catabolic process
Molecular function (GO): coenzyme A diphosphatase activity; acetyl-CoA hydrolase activity
Source: RefSeq, a predicted model, not a curated record